UAAGUUACCUCACGGACCUUUUUAAUAUGAUUCCAAUGAAUGUUUUCCAGAAAUGAAUGAAUCUCAGAAAAAAAAGAAUUUAUGGGAGGGAAAAACAAUGCUGGACUGAGAAGAAGAACAGAGAUUUGAGAGGUUAAAGAGGCUUUUUUACCUGCCAUUUGAGUAACUGCAGUAAGUGAAACUGAAACUUAAGCUACUGUAUUUAGCAGAAAUCAUUACUGAGCUCAGAACAGACUGAGACAGAAUGGCGUCUGGAUCUUCUCUCAUGGAAGAGGAGCUGUCCUGUCCUGUGUGCUCUGAAAUCUUCAGGGAUCCUGUUGUCCUGAGUUGCAGUCACAGCUUCUGUAAGGCCUGUCUGCAGAAGUACUGGGAACAGAAGGGAUCUCGGGAGUGCCCAGUUUGCAGGAGAAUAUCUUCUAUGGAUAUACCUCUCCCGAACCUGUCUCUGAGGAAUACCUGUGAGGCGUUCUUAAAGGAGAGAAGUCAGAGAGCUAAAGCAGGAUCUGAAGUGCUCUGCAGUUUGCACAGUGAGAAACUCAAACUCUUCUGUUUAGUGGAUCAAAUACCCGUCUGCCUUGUCUGUCAAACUUCAAGAAAACAUGCAAACCACGAACUGCUACCAGUUCAGGAGGCUGCAGAAGAGUAUAAGGAGAAACUCAGGACUGCACUGGCUCCACUGCAGGAGAAGCUAAAAGCCUUUAAUGCUGUGAAACUAAUCUGUGAUCAAACAGCAGAGCACAUCAAGAGCCAGGCCCAGCACACAGAGAGACAGAUAAAGAUGGAGUUUGAGAAACUUCAGCAGUUCCUAAAAGAUGAAGAGGCAGCCAGGAUCACUGCAGUGAGGGAGGAAGAGGAGCAGAAGAGUCAGAUGAUGAAGGAGAAGAUUGAAAAGAUGACAGAAGAGAUAUCAUCCCUUUCAGAACAAAUCAGAGCCAUAGAACAGGAGCUGGGAGCUGAAGACGUCUCAUUCCUGCAGAGCUACAAAGACGUGGAGAAACGAGCCCAGUGCACACUGGCGGAUCCAGAGAAGGUCUCCGGAGCGCUGAUUGAUGUGGCCAAGCACCUGGGCAAUCUGAAGUACAGAGUGUGGGAGAAGAUGCUGGGGACUGUUCAGUACACUCCUGUGACUCUGGACCCAAACACAGCACAUCCCAACCUCUCACUGUCUGAGGAUCUGACCAGGGUGAGACGCAGUGGUGAGAGACAGCAGGUUCCUGAUAAUCCAGAGAGAUUUGAUGAGUGGCCGUGUGUGCUGGGCUCUGAGGGAUUCAGCUCAGGGAGACACUGCUGGGAUGUAGAAGUGGGGAGUGAGCUCUGGCUGGUGGGUGUGGCUAAAGAGUCCAUCAGCAGGAAAGGGUUUGUGGAUCUGAGCUCAGCAGGAGGAGUGUGGGGUAUAGUGCUGCUCAAUGGGAAAUACAGAGCUCUCUCCUCCCCACCUACAGCCCUCACUGUGCAGAGGAAACCCCAGAGGGUCAGAGUGCAGCUGGACUGGGACAGGGGGGAGGUGUCAUUCUCUGACCCCAGUGACAACACUCCUCUCUACACUUUUAAACACUCCUUCACUGAGAGAGUGUUUCCAUUCUUCUGGCCUGGUUCUCUGCAGAUCUGUCCACUGAAGGUGUCUGUGAAAGUGGAAUAUGUGUCUCCCAGGUGUGUGAUGAGAAUGGCGUCUGGAUCUUUUCUCAUGGAAGAGGAGCUCUCCUGUCCUGUGUGCUCUGAAAUCUUCAGGGAUCCUGUUGUCCUGAGUUGCAGUCACAGCUUCUGUAAGGCCUGUCUGCAGCAGUACUGGGAACAGAAGGGAUCUCGGGAGUGCCCAGUGUGCAGGAGAAGAUCUUCCAAGGAUGAACCUCCCCUUAACCUGUCCCUGGGGAAUACCUGUGAGGCUUUCUUAAAGGAGAGAAGUCAGAGAGCUAAAGCAGGAUCUGAAGUGCUCUGCAGUCUGCACAGUGAGAAACUCAAACUCUUCUGUUUGGAUGAUGAUGAACCCAUUUGUGUUGACUGUUUAACAGGAACACACAGAAAUCACAAUUUCUGUCCAAGAGAUGAGGCUGCACUGAAAUAUAAGGAGAAACUCAGGACUGCACUGGCUCCACUGCAGGAGAAGCUUAAAGCCUUUAAUGCAGAGAAACUAAUCUGUGAUCAAACAGCAGAGCACAUCAAGAGCCAGGCCCAGCACACAGAGAGGCAGAUAAAGAUGGAGUUUGAGAAACUUCAGCAGUUCCUAAAAGAUGAAGAGGCAGCCAGGAUCACUGCACUGAGGGAGGAAGAGAAGCAGAAGAGUCAGAUGAUGAAGGAGAAGAUUGCCAAGAUGACCAAAGAGAUAUCAUCCCUUUCAGAACAAAUCAGAGCCAUAGAACAGGAGCUGGGAGCUGAAGACGUCUCAUUCCUGCAGAGGUACAAAGAUUUGGAGAAACGAGCCCAGUGCACACUGGCGGAUCCAGAGAAGGCCUCAGGAGCGUUGAUUGAUGUGGCCAAGCACCUGGGCAAUCUGAAGUACAGAGUGUGGGAGAAGAUGCUGGGGACUGUUCAAUACACUCCUGUGACUCUGGACCCAAACACAGCACAUCCUGAGCUCUUACUCUCUGAGGAUCUGACCAGUGUGAGACGCAGUGAUGAGAGUCAGCAGGUUCCUGAUAAUCCAGAGAGAUUUGAUGGGUGGCCGUUUGUGCUGGGCUCUGAGAGAUUCAGCUCAGGGAGACACUGCUGGGAUGUAGAAGUGGGGGGUGAGGCCUGGGUGGUGGCUGUGGCUAAAGGGUCUAUCAGCAAGAAAGGGGAUACGGAUUGGAGCCCAGCAGGAGGAGUGUGGGGUAUAGGGCUGCUCAAUGGGAAAUACAAAGCCCUAACAUCCCCAGUCCCUACAACCCUCACUGUGCAGAGGAAACCCCAGAGGGUCAGAGUGCAGCUGGACUGGGGCAGGGGGGAGGUGUCAUUCUCUGACCCCAGUGACAACACUCCUCUCUACACUUUUAAACACUCCUUCACUGAGAGAGUCUUUCCAUUCUUCUGGCCUGAUUCUCUGCAGAUCUGUCCACUGAAGGUGUCUGUAAGAAUGGAAUAAUGCUGUGGGAUUGUGGGUAAAAUCAGGUGAAAAGAACUGAAUUCCAUCACCUCUGAGCAGGUUUCAUUUAAAUAUUUGCCAGUCAUACAGCAUAAACAAAAUAUUAUUUUAUUUGAAACAUUCUGUAGUUUUUCCAUGAGAAAUGUCUAAUUUCUAUGAUAUAACCUCACAAUAUUUUUACUGUGCUAUACGGUGAUAAU
This is a messenger RNA of Anguilla anguilla (European eel), 3258 nucleotides long. RefSeq names its product tripartite motif-containing protein 35-like. Gene Ontology annotation, biological process: protein ubiquitination. Lineage: Eukaryota; Metazoa; Chordata; Actinopteri; Anguilliformes; Anguillidae. Gene Ontology annotation, molecular function: protein binding; zinc ion binding; ubiquitin-protein transferase activity. The transcript is spliced from 13 exons. The record is from RefSeq and is a predicted model, not a curated record. Bases 245 to 3058 code for a protein of 937 amino acids.